Salarias fasciatus (jewelled blenny) is the source of this 4901-nucleotide messenger RNA. Its product is annotated as neuronal cell adhesion molecule-like. Gene Ontology annotation, molecular function: cell-cell adhesion mediator activity. The record is from RefSeq and is a predicted model, not a curated record. Lineage: Eukaryota; Metazoa; Chordata; Actinopteri; Blenniiformes; Blenniidae. The transcript has 34 exons. Gene Ontology annotation, cellular component: plasma membrane; axon. The coding region runs from base 346 to 4263 and encodes 1305 amino acids. Gene Ontology annotation, biological process: brain development; cell-cell adhesion; axon guidance.
CAGUGGCUGAGGAGGAGGAGGAGGAGGAGGAGGAAGCAGCGGCUCACAGCAGAGCAGAGCGGGACUCCACGUAAACAAACGCGGGAUCGCUGUCGGUCGCGAGAGGACUGGAAGACGCAGCGCCGCGCGAGACGUGAUAAGAUUGGAGGAAGCUGUAGAGGAAAAAGCCAUCAGCUCGCCACCACAGAAGAAGAGAGAGGGGAUCUGGGUUUCUCUGAUUGAGGAAAACUACAGAGGAAGAAGAAGAAGAAGCAGAUAACUCGCUGCUGUGAAGGGAGAGAGGGGACUCUGCUUCCUCCGUCAUUGCACCUGUCCUCGUACCGACUGAGCGGAGACGCACCGGCGAUGGAGAGGAAGUGGAGGUUGUCCAUAUCGCUGCUCGUGCACUUCCUGGGACACGUGGCGACGGCGCUGGAGGUCCCGCUUGACCUUCAGGAUAGAUUGCCGCAGCCGCCGACCAUAACUAACCAAUCCCCCAAGGAUUACAUCAUCGACCCCAGAGAAAAUAUUGUAAUCCACUGCGACGCCAAGGGGACACCGCAUCCCAGUUUUUCUUGGACCAGAAACGGGACCCACUUUGACACGGACAAGGACCCCAACGUGAGCCUGAAGCCUGAGUCUGGGACUCUGGUGGUGGAUAUCAGCAGAGUGAAAGCCGAGCAAUAUGAAGGGACCUACCAGUGCACGGCCAGAAACAUACACGGAACUGCCAUUUCCAGCAAUAUAGUCGUACGACAGUCCAGAUCCCCCUUGUGGUCAAAGGAGAAGAUCCAGGACAUCGUGGUCCCGGAAGGCGUGUCGCUGGUGCUGCCAUGUGAACCACCUACUGGCCUGCCGCCUCCCAUCUUGUUCUGGAUGGACAGCAAUUUUCAGAAGCUGCCUCAGAGCAAGCGGGUGUCCCAGUCCCUGAACGGCGACUUCUACUUCUCCAACGUUCUCCAAGAGGACUCCAGGAACGACUACAUCUGCUACGCCCGCUUCACACACACUCAAACCAUCCAGCAGAAACAGCCCAUCAAAGUCAAGGUCCUCAACAUGGAUGCAAUCAAUGACACAGUGGCAGCUUUAUACAAUGACACUGAUUUAUUUAGUGAAGCUCCUGCGGGCGCCAGGGAGCCAACCUUCCUCGUCCCAUCUGGCUCCUCCAGCUUCAAGACGGUGCUGAGAGGACACACCCUGGAGAUGGAGUGCAUCGCCGAAGGCCUGCCCACUCCCGAGAUCUCCUGGACCAAGGUGAGCGGCGAUCUGCCGUCCGGCCGCGCUUCUGAGAUGAACUACAACAAGACGCUGCGCAUUCUGGAUGUCUCCGAGUCCGACGCGGGAGAAUACCGCUGCACAGCCAGGAACGAGCUGGGCUCGGCGCGUCACUCCAUCCACGUCUCGGUCACAGCCGCUCCGUAUUGGAUCAGGGGCGCUCCCAGGAACCUCGUUCUGGCUCCAGGGGAGAACGGGGUGCUGACCUGCAGGGCCAGUGGCACACCCAAACCCACCGUCACCUGGACCAUGAACGGCGUCCCCAUAGAGAAUUCCCCCAAAGACCCGAGCCGACGGGUGGAGGACGACACCAUCAUCUUCACUGACAUUCAGUCUGGAUCCAGCGCCGUGUACCAGUGCAACAUCUCUAACGUCCACGGCUACCUCCUGUCCAACGCCUUUGUCAACGUCCUCUCGGAGCCGCCCAGAGUGCUGACACCGUCCAACCAAGUCAACCAGGUCAUCAGAAACCACCGGGCCCUGAUAGACUGCUCUGCCUUUGGAUCACCCAUCCCGGUCAUUACCUGGUUCAAAGGCAGCCGGGCCAGCACCCUGGAUGGAGACCCAUACAUCCUGCAUGAAAACGGGACGCUGGAGGUUCCUAAUGCUCAAGCACGAGACAGCGGCAGAUACACCUGCGUGGCCAGAAACACACUCGGGACCUAUGAGAAUCACGUCUCGCUUGAAGUCAAAGAGCCCACCCGAAUCCUGAAGCAGCCCGACUACAAAGUGAUCCAGAGGGGCCGGCCCGUGGUGUUUGAGUGCAAGGUGAAGCACGACCCCACGCUGCUCCCCACCAUGACCUGGCUCAAAGACAAGGGAGAGCUGCCUGACGACGAGAGAUUUAUUGUGGACUCCGACAGCCUCACCAUCAACGAUGUGACGGAGAACGACGCGGGGGUCUACACGUGCAUCAUGAACACCACUCUGGACCACGACUCAGCCAGCGCCAGGCUCACUGUCGUGGCUGUUGUCUACGAGCGACCCGACCCCCCCUCCGACCUCGAGCUGACGGACCAGAAAAAGAGAAGCGUCCAACUCACUUGGACCCCCGGGAACGACCACAACAGUCCUAUUCAGAAAUUUCUGAUUCAGUAUGAGGACUCGCUGCACCAUCGAGGCCACUGGCACAAUCUGACAGAAGUCCCAGGAACCAAGACCACGGCUCACCUCAAGCUGUCCCCCUAUGUGCACUACACCUUCAGGGUCCUGGCUCUGAACGGCGUGGGCUUCAGCCACCCCAGCUAUCACUCCAGGGUCUACAAGACCGACGGGGCAGCUCCAGACGAGAACCCAACAGGUGUACAGGGAUUUGGGACAGAACAUAACAAUCUUGUAAUCUCCUGGAAGCCGCUGACGGGACUCCAGGCGAACGGCCCGGGGCUGCACUAUAAAGUGAUGUGGAGGCAGAAGGCGCCGGGCAGUGAUUGGACCGUCGUGACUGUAGCCAACAACUCCAAGUUUGUUGUGUCUGGGACGCCCACAUUUUCUCCAUACGAGCUGAAAGUUCAAGCCGUAAACGACUACGGACCUGGACCCGAUCCUCCGAUCGCCCACGGCCGCUCCGGGGAGGACUUGCCCAUCGCGGCUCCGGAGAACGUGCGCGUUAACGUUCUGAACAGCACCCUGGCGGAGGUGCACUGGGACCCGGUGCCCUUUGAUUUAAUACGAGGACAUCUCAAAGGAUACAAGGUGUAUUACUGGAGGAAGCACAGCCUUCAUAAACACAACCCGGACCACAUGGAGCAGGACAUCCUGACCUUCAGUGGGAACCACACCCGUGGCAUGCUGCCCGGCCUGCACCCCUUCAGCCUCUACUCCUUCAACGUCAGGGUGUUUAACGGCAAAGGAGAGGGGCCGGCCAGCCACUCGCAGCAGUUUAAGACGCCCCAGGGAGUCCCGGGUCCUCCUACGUCCCUGAUAGUUACAAACCCAAACCUGGACUCCCUGACCCUGGAGUGGCGCCCCCCUCAUGAUCACAACGGGCACAUCACCGGAUACACCCUCAAAUAUCAGCCAGUCAAUAACUCCAAUGACCUGGGCCCAGUGGAGGAGCUGGCCCUGGCCGCCAAUGAGACCUCAGUCACUUUGCUCAACCUCAAGUACAGCACGCGCUACAAGUUUUAUUUGAACGCGAAAACGGUCACUGGAGCCGGCCCGGCCGCCACUCAGGAAGCAAUCACCUCUCUGGACGAAGCUCUAAUGUCACAGGGGAACACUCAGCCCUCUCAUCCCAUUGCAUGGUCUCCGCCACGCCGUCCACCCCAAGAGGCGCGGCCCGCCAGUCCCUUUGGAAACGUUAGCUACUCGCUCGGCGAAGACGGGCCGACCAUCAGUUGGGAGUACUGGGGCCCCGAGAAAAACGUUUAUGUAGAAUACGUAGAAGAGAACAGUGAAGGAGAAGAGGAGUGGAGGAAAGAGCUGGUGAACGGCUCUCAGAACGUUAUGCUCAAAGGCCUGAAAGGCGGCCUCUCCUAUAGGGUGCGUCUGGUGACCAGCGGUCACCACGACCGGCCGCUCCGCUCUGAGGAGCUGGUGGUCACUCUCCCAGCUGUGGCGAGCAGACAGGUGGACAUCGCCACUCAGGGGUGGUUCAUUGGCCUCAUGUGCGCCAUUGCCCUGCUCAUCCUGAUCCUCCUCAUUAUCUGCUUCAUCCAGAGGAAUAAAGGAGGGAAAUACCCCGUUAAAGAGAAGGAGGACGCACACACUGAUCCGGAGUUCCAGCCCAUGAAAGACGAUGACUGUACUUUUGGGGAAUACAGUGACAAUGAGGACCAUAAACCAUUAAAAGGGAGCCGCACGCCAUCUAACGGGACAGUUAAGCGCGAGGACAGUGACGACAGUUUAGUUGACUACGGGGAAGGAGGAGACGGACAGUUCAACGAGGACGGCUCCUUUAUCGGCCAGUAUAGUGGGAAGAGUGCCAGCAGGGACACGGCCGAGGGCCAUGAGAGCUCCGAGGCCCCGUCCCCCGUUAACGCCAUGAACUCCUUGAACUCCUUCGUGUAGCCGGUCGGCCUUCACAGGCUCGAUCCUGCACCGACCGACUCCUCACCAACACUGGCGUAGAAGGCUGCUCCAGCACCGCAUGGCUUUAAGAUCACACUUCCACCCACACACACACAGCAUACAGAACGCACAUCUGCACAUGAAACACCUGAUAUUACCUAAAUCUGUGUAUCGAUUAACACUUUGAUAUUAACAAGUGUUGCAUUCUCGCCAUAAAUCUCCGGAGGACGAUGCUGUUCUCGUCUGAACUAUAUUUGUCUCUGAAAUGGUUUGCAUAUUUGCUUCAGUAGGGAAGCCGCUCACUACAGUACAAUGACUAUUAAUCUAUGUAUUUUUUUCAACUCCGUCUGGAAUACAUUUAUUGAUAUGGGUGCAUCUCAAAAUAAUGUAAAUGUUUAUUGUGUCUGCAUUUAAUUUUACACUAAUAACAUAUAAAACAAAAUUUUCAAUCAAAUCUUAUAUAAAGUUAUGUUUUUCAAUUUUCUGGCAUAUAAGCUAAAAUGAUAAAAAAAAAAAAAAAAGUUUAAAUGCAAUAAAAGUUCAUCUGUUUCAGGUCAGUUAAGAAAAUAUUUUGUGAUGCACUUGUGUAUGAAUGUACUACAUAGAUGAAAUCCCAUAAUGCAUUUAGAACCCAAAAG